AUGUCGAUCGAUCCAACGAAAUAUGCUGAUCCAAAUUAUUUUAAAGUUUCCUUAAAGACGCCUAUGGCCAUUGCCAUAGCAGGUGGUGCUGACUCUGGAAAGAAAGCGUUUUGUGAGGCAUUAACCUCUCGCUUAAACAAGUAUGCUACCAAAGUAGCUUUGUUGAGUUUGACGCAAUUUUAUCGUGAAUUGACACCGAAAGAACGUAUCAAAUACGAAGCUGGUGAAUUCUACUCUGAUCAUCCAGAUGCUUUCGAUAUGGAACUUUUAAAGGAAACUGUUCGCUCUAUCUUGGCAGGCAAAUCCACCACUGUACCUGAAUGGGACGCAUCCAGCCAUACAAGAAAAGGGACACGUGUGAUGGAACCAGUGGAUGUGUUGCUUAUAGAAGGCACACUUUUACUCUACGACAAAGAAUUAUCCGACCUCAUGUUUAUGAAGGUCUUUAUUGAUGAAGAUAGUGACGAAAGACUUGCUCGUAGAGUUCGCAAGACCAAGGUCAGAAAUGGACAGGUCCUCACUAUCAAAGAGGUCCUUAUGGAAUAUGUGGAAAAGGUCAAGCCUAUGUAUGAAGAAUUUAUCUUGCCCUCUAAAAAGAAUGCUGAUAUUGUUAUUCCAAGAGGCGUUGAAAAUCAAAUCGCAUUAAAAGUACUGACAAAUCGUAUAGAAGAGUAUAUAGAAUCUCUGUCUAAAUCGGAAUCCAAGUCGUCCUCUUUCAAUAGCACAAAUGCUUCGACUGCUUCUUCCUCCGUAACAGCCUCCUCCUUAUUAGAUGAAGCAGCAGGUAAUACCACUGCAGCUGGUGCUGGAAGUAAUAAUAAUACCAAGAAGGACCAAAUACAUGCAGCUGGUUUAUUGGCUCAACAAGUGUCUAGUUCAUAUAAAAACAUUCCCAAAUAA
Molecule: messenger RNA, 900 nt
Organism: Mycotypha africana
Lineage: Eukaryota; Fungi; Mucoromycota; Mucoromycetes; Mucorales; Mycotyphaceae
Product: uridine kinase family-domain-containing protein
Exons: 5
Coding region: 1-900 (299 amino acids)
Cellular component (GO): cytoplasm
Molecular function (GO): kinase activity; ATP binding
Source: RefSeq, a predicted model, not a curated record